UGUAUCUCAAUAUGCCUUAUAAGGUAUGCUGAUUAGCAUAGGCUUUUAACCUUAUCAAGCUAUUGUCCUCUUUCCGAGAAACAUGUUUGUGAUCGUUAUAAGACGCCUCUGAGAUUAUAUGCUCCCUCUUGACACGUUCGUAGACGAAAGAAACUCGAGUAAUGGCUUCCAAUACGAACGAACCAAAUACCAAGAGGCAGCGUUUGGAUCAAGAACAGGUAGAAGAUAGUCGGUCAUGUUUUACCACCAUCACGCUCGACAUGAAGCGAUAUAGCACGUGGGUUCGUACGCUUUCAGAAGAUGAACUUGUCAGCAUAUUUGAGCUGGGAGUCAAAGUUAGAGAGUCAUUUACCUUAAGCGUAAACGUUAACCAAGCGUUCCUAGAGGAGGCUCUGACCUCUCAGAUGAAACCGAUCCAAGAGAGCGUCUCCAACAUCGAGACGGAGGUAACGAGGCAGGUAAAAACUGUGCAAGAGAACGUCAGCCGAGAGGUGAAAACACUCACAGAAGAUUUGAAAGAUUCCCUGACCAAAAGAGUUGAUACCGUUGCUGAGAGGGUGCCGCCACUUAGCAGUUUGAACACCGCUAUAACCCAGUCAGAGGGAAACAUUAAGACCCAGAUUGACAGCACGUUUAAGGAGAUCAAUAGCUCUGAGUCACGCGUAUAUGACGAGCUGAAAACGUGCAACGACAAACUAGAUCAGAUCUCCAAGAAUUUGAUGAAACCUGGGGUCAAAGGAGUUGUGGGGGAAAUGACUGUGCUAAAAAUUCUAAAACACCGCUUUCCCAGUUGGUCGGUGGUCGACGUCUCUUCAACUGGCUGGAAGAUGUGCGAUAUUGUUGCUACAACACCAUUAGACGACAAAAUAAUGAUCGAGGUUAAGAAUCAAACGACAUCAGUUCCCUCUAACGAAUGCAACAAGUUUGAAGAAAACCUGACGGCAUCUCCUGACUAUAAAGUCGGAAUCCUGUUAUCUUUAAAGAGUGGAAUUUCUAAUCAUUCAUCAGCCAGAGAUUUUGAAGUAAAAUUCCUGCAAACUAAAAAUCAGUACCGGAUCUACGUGCCAAAUGCAAUGCAAGAACCCGAUGGAAAUAGAGUGGUAUGGAGCGUGCUCAUGGCUGAGCAAUUGGCACAAAUACGAAUGGAGUUAACAGGCGGUCAAGUAGAGGGGCUUGAGGAAAUAUGCGCUCAGUUCAAAAAGGACGUGGGGCGAGGAAAAGUUUGUGAAGAAAGUCUUAGGAGUUUGGAGAAGGCGAUGGAGAAGUUAAAAGAAGACAUGUCUCCGUUUUUCGAAACCGUGAGGAAGACAAAAGAAAGUUUACUCAAACUCUUGCAUCCUGUUUCAUAGUCAGUUACUAACACUUACCCAGCCUAGGGCAACUUGUCACAAGCUCGAUGCUUUGAUGUAACAGCGGGAGCAAUAACAAUUGAAUUUGACCUUUUUUAAAGCACCUCAUGGUUUAGUACUUAAUUCAGCCUGUAAUGUGGCAUGCGACGGCAUGUGCAGUUUGUCGCGUGUACGAAACUGCAUUAUGAUAUUCCUUUCAUACAGUCUUUUUUGUACUCGAGAGCUAAAAAACUAGACAAGCGAUUUAUACUUAAUGUAAUUCAUCAACAAUUCAUGCCACUUUGUGGUAUCUUGGUAUCUGUUUGAUCGUAACAUCUUAACUUUCCAUUUGGAAAAAUAUGAUCGGUACCAAAGCUGAGUGAGAGGCAGAUUGUUUUCACCAGUUUAGCUGCACGUAGUCGACACAAACUUUAAUCAAAUAUCACUUUGCUGAAACAGAGUAUCUAUAUCGCGGAAACGAUACUGUCUUAAGCGCUUUACAAAUCAAGUUUUACUAUAAGUUAAUUAUGGAACAGGAACUUCAAGAACACGAGCCUGCGGGUCACCAGCCGAUGUAUAAUAUAUACAGAUUAUAUAAAACGUUUUAACAACACUUCCUAUGUAACAGUUUGUUUGAGUUAUUAUGAUUGUAGACCUCAGUUCUUAUGUCAAGCAAUCGGAUUACAUUUUUAAUGCAGUCAGAUAACAUGGCUUCGUAAAUGUCCGAAAUUUCAUACCUGACGCAUGCUAGCAGCAAAGUUCUUAUAAGGGAGUCCGAUUAAGUUUAUAGUAAUAUCUAAAGCACUUUAUUAGAUAUUUUCUAAUGUUGUCAGUUUAAUUGAGUGUGUUUUAAUGCAUUGUAUUCUACAAUAGAGGUGUGGUAAUUGUGUCCACACUCGAUAAACACAAACAUGUCUACAGUUCAGUUA
Messenger RNA from Pocillopora damicornis (cauliflower coral), 2257 nucleotides. RefSeq lists its product as uncharacterized. The record is from RefSeq and is a predicted model, not a curated record. Lineage: Eukaryota; Metazoa; Cnidaria; Anthozoa; Scleractinia; Pocilloporidae.